Messenger RNA from Colletotrichum spaethianum, 6312 nucleotides. RefSeq lists its product as uncharacterized. Gene Ontology annotation, biological process: regulation of transcription by RNA polymerase II. The coding region runs from base 1 to 6312 and encodes 2103 amino acids. The record is from RefSeq and is a predicted model, not a curated record. NCBI's taxonomy places the organism in Eukaryota, Fungi, Ascomycota, Sordariomycetes, Glomerellales, Glomerellaceae. Gene Ontology annotation, cellular component: Set3 complex. The transcript has a single exon.
AUGGCUCGCGGUGGUUUCCGAGGCGGCAGAGACCGAGGACGUGGCGGCUGGGACAGAGGUAGAGGACGCGGCGGCUUCUACGAUGACCGUGAUCGCUUCGGACCCCGCAGCCGCUCCCAGGAAGGGCGUUGGGGCCGUGAUCGAGACGAACGAGAUCGCGACCGAUGGAUCGACUCAGACGCUCGCAGAGACCCCCGAGACGACCGUGACCCUCGCGAACGUGAGUUACUGAGGCCCAAGGUCGACCGCGAACGCGACCGAGGCAUGUCUUCCCAAGCACCAUCACCGAACACCAAGGAUGUGUCACCUCCACCCCUGGCCCCCUCGGCGCCGGCUUUUGGUACGGUCCCCAGUAGGAACGUCGGUGCCGCCGACGGAUCACCCAUCAUCGGGGGCACCGGUAAAUUGCCCCCCACCGCUCCGAGAGCCUUCAACGCUGAACGACCCGUCUCCGCAGGACAUGGCAGCGGCGGCGGCAGCGAUUUCCCAGUGCCUCCCACCGGACCAGCCAGAAUGAGCCUCGUAGAGGGCAGCCCGCCCAUCCCCUCGGGUCCCCGUGCUCAACAGCAGAAGCAGCAACGACCUUCUAGCAAGCAGUGGAUAAACCCCGCAUUAGGUGGGAAGAAGAUCCCCGAGUCGCCCAAGAUCAUGAGGUCACAGAGCUUCGCCCAGCAGCAACGCCCGGCACCUUUCCGCCACGACAGCGUCCCGGCAGAACAAGGCGAUUAUGACAGGCGUCCCCGCAGUAGUGAUGCGAAGGCCGACUCUCACAACUCCGCCACUGAAGGCUCAGUGAAGUCGCUCAACCUUCCCGAACCUGGCGAAAUCAUCAUCAAAUCUGAACGAGACAGUUCCUCGGCUAGAGGAUCGAUGGAUCGUGAUUCAGAGCACCCGGACGCUAGGGAUACCAUUAUGGCAGGGACCGACGCCCAUGCAUAUGAGGAGCAUCGGCCCCCAUCACGGGGUGAAGAGAAGCCUGUCCCGGCUGAAAGAGUUGUCGUCGACGAAGACUCUGCAGAGAAGAAGCAGGAGCUGCCUCGGCCUGCCAAGGAAAGCAGAAUGUCGGUGCCAAAAGUUCGGUUUGUAUUGCCCCCGCAAGAACCCUCGGCACCUGUAUCUGAGCAGACAUCCGAAUCCGACGACGACGAAGACUACGGGGAAUACUUUGCUAUGGAAAUCGCCAAGGAAGAGGCGGAACUGGAAAAGUUGCGCGGGGCGGCCGACAAUGCCCCGGACAAGAUCAUUGCUCGCUAUGCAAAAGUCUCACACGACGCUUUGGUUGCGCUUGUCACCGAAUCGGAGGGCCUCGUCGAUAUGCUUGGUCCGGUCCCCGAUAUCGUUGAGCCUGUCAAGGAGGAAACACCCGCCAAAUCCCCCGUUGUCGAACAGCGCGAAAAGACGCCACAAGUCCCGAGUCCUGUUCUGCCCACCAAGUUUUCGCCAGAGCAGGCUGUUGCCGCGCCUGAAAUUGAAGCUGCACCAGUGCCAGAACCUGUAGUUGUAAAAGAGCCCGAGCAGGUUAUCGUUGAGAAGGGGAUAGACAAGACAACCGACAAGGAGACCGCAAAGCAGGCCGAAAAGGAGGUGGAUAAAGACACUGAAGAAAAGUUUGGAAUGCCUGCCGAGAAGGCUGUGGAAAGGCCUACCGAGAAGCCUACCGAGAAGCCUACCGAGGAGGCCAUUGAAGACACCCAGGAGAAGCUUGUCGACAAGCCCAUUGAGAAGGUUGCAGCAGUGGCCGCCGAGGAUACCGCCGAAAAUGCACCGGAACCCGAUGCCGAAAAGACUGAAAGGCCCCCGCUUGAUAUCGUCCCCCAUGAACCGCAGCCCAAGACUGAGGAAAUGGAUAUUGACGAGCCUGCCCCUAUUUCUGCGCCUUCUCCUCCUCGACUUUCCGAACCAGCAAAGGACGCCGAUGUUGCCAUGGAGGAUGCGGUCGAGCCCGAAAACCCGCCUGCAAAAGCAGUCGUCGAGCGCGAGGCAUCAAAGGAACCGGUCACCAACGGCCAAUCUGUGCAUCUUCAGCCAUCCGGUGUGCCGAUUGAGACCAUCGAAGGGGACAAGGCUCUGCCUAGCACACCUUCUCAAAUGGAGGACGACGACGAAGACAACUCGACGGAAUCGGACGACGCUGAUGCGGAUGCAAUGCUCAUUGAUACGAUUCGACAGUACUCGGCAACCCCUCCCAUUGACAGUCUACCCGACUACAGCUGUCGGGCAUGGAACCGGGACAGAGACUUCUUGGAAUCCCUCGAUUCAGACCCUAUGAUCGAUGACUUCAUCCUGCAGCAACUCGAUAAGAUUUCUCUGGAAAAGAUGGCGGGGCAGGAGAUUGCGCGCAAGGACUACGCUGAUAACUACGUUAAGUAUCUUGACUUCACAGUCUCAAGCGAUCCGAUUGCUGUCAAGAGCCGAGAGACAUUCAUCAGCUGUCUGCCGACGCCCGAGAAGCACGUACCCAUUCCACCUCCACCUGAACUCAAGCCAGAAGGGAGGGGAGCUGGUAGAAGGUAUGCAAGCGAGCGCGACCUGGAAAGAGUCUUGCAAGCUUCCAUGAGAGAGGACGAGGAACGUAAGGAAAGGGAGCAGCGCGCCAUGCAAGAAAAGUAUCGCAGUGAAAAGGAGGCGGUCAUCCCCGAGAUGUAUUGGACAAAGGAGGAUCGCGACGCCGAGUUCUUCAAGGACACCACCGGUUUCACGCCUGUGGAGAAACUUGUCCCUGCUUGGCAGAUUUUGCCACCAAUCAACAACUUCACACCCGAAGAGGCCGAACUCUUCGAGAAGAGGUAUCUGACUAACCCGAAGCAAUGGGGCGUGGUUGCUGAGAACAUACCGAAACGCAAUUUCGGUACUUGCAUUCAGUACUACUACCUGAUGAAGAAGGAACUCAACCUCAAAGAGAAGCUCAAGAAGCAGCCCAAGCGCAGGAAGAAGGGUAGAGGCAAAACGCGGUCAAGCGCUUUGGUCUCCGAGCUGGGCAAUGCCGAAAACGAGGGCGAGGAGAACCAGGAGAAUGGCGAGAACGGAGAACGGAGACGGCCGCGCCGUGCUGCUGCCCCAACAUGGGGCUUUGAGCAACCCCCUACGGAUUCCGACAAUGCAACACCUGCUGGCACACCUGGUCGUCGUGGAGCUAAAGGAGAUCCCGAGAAGCCAGACGGCAGGAAGAGAGGGAGGAGAUCUGCGAAAGACAAGGAGCCCAAGGCCGCCAAGCCACAACAAACUCUUGCUGCGGCUCCAGCAACAACUUCAGGCAAGGGGCGGUCUCGCUCGAAUUCGAGGGUCCAGAACACCGAGUUUCAGCCACCGCCACCCGUGCCGACGGAGGCCCGUCUUCCAUCACAGCCCGAAGUACCAACAACGGCCGUCCAGCCCCCGUUUGUUCCCGCUCAACAGCCACCUCUGGUGGUCCAGGAGCGUCCCGUUCCCAUUCCCCCUUCAGCGAUAUCCGAAGUAAUGGCGCCUCCAUCCCUGCGGCCGGAGCCGCCACCACCUCCUGCGCAACCCACCAUAGCAACGUUCGACAUCGCUCAACCACAGCCCGAACGCCGUGCUCAAAGUCAGGCGUCAAGUUACUGGAGUGUUUCGGAAGCAAACGACUUCCCAGGCCUGUUGAAGUCGUUUGGUACUGACUGGGCAGCUAUUGCGGGACACAUGGGUUCGAAGACAGCUGUCAUGGUGAAGAACUACUUUGUCAGACAGAGAGACCAGGGCAAGACAGAGUGGGAGCAAUUCGCUGCUGAAGCGGACGGGAAACGAAGCAGAGGGGAGAAGCUGCCUGAUCCACCACCGCCAACUGUCGGCGGGCGCAAAAAGUACGACUCGACACCUGCGUCGUCUCACCGGCCUCUGGCUUCUGCGCCUGCUACUCCCGUACCGCCCGUGACGACUGAGCCGCCGAGCGACACGCCAGCAACCAAGGUUGAGACUCCAGUCCAGCAGCCUGGAAACCCACCGUUUGGUCGCUUUACGAUGCCCAUUACUCCGGCACCACUGUCUCAACCGCAGCAGCAGCAGCCUCUGGCGCAGGCGCCUCCGCCCGCUCCAGCUGUUACCCAAGCGCCCCCACAGGCUCCUCCACAGGCUCCUCAACAAGUACCGGUGCCAGUUCAACAGCAAAAUCCAGUGGCUCAACCUGCUGUCACGCAGUCUGGAUCACCUAUUGCCCGUCCCCUAAGAGCGCCGCCUCAGCAAGCCUUUGGCUUCCAAGAGAGGGAGCGAGAAUCGACGCAACCCCCUCCGCCAGUUAGGAUCUCUCAGAAGCCAUCUGCAACCCCGGUCGCCGAACCUGUUCAGCAGCGACCUCUGGCUGCCGCACAACCCAUCCAACCUGCACAGCCUGAACCGCAGAUCGACCGACAACAGGCAGAGAGGCAGCAACAGAUGGAACGUCAAGCCAUCGAACGACAGCAGAUCGAGAGACAGCAGAUGGAGCGACAAAGACUGGAGCAGCAGCAGAUGGAGCGGCAACAAAUUGAGAGGCAACAGAUUGAGAGGCAGCAAAUCGAACGGCAGCAAAUCGAGAGGCAACAGAUCGAGAGGCAGCAAAUGGAGCGGCAGCAGCUUGAAAGACAAGCCAUCGAGAGACAGCAGAUCGAACGACAGCAGCUGGAGAGACAGCAAAUGGAACGGCAGCAGACUGAACGACAACAGAUGGAGAGGCAACAGAUGGAAAGGCAGAAGAUGGAGGCGCAACAGCCCAAGGAACACUUGCGCCCGACUGAACGCACACGGCUGAAGCAAGAGCCUGAGAUGACGCCGCCGCACCACCACUAUGAGCCAUUCUCAUACAACCAGCAGCCAGCCCGGAACGUGCCGCCGCCUCGUUCCGAACCUCCGGCCGUGUCGAGACAGCCUGCUGAACCGCCUCGGCCUACAGCGACCCCAGUGCCACAAAGCUACGGCCAGCCCAUGCCGCAACCGGGUGGACGCUUGCUCGGAGACCCCCAGCCGGCCGUCUCGACCCCUCCUGGCCAGCGACCCAUUGCUGCGCAACGUCCUAUGCCUACCCACAUGGAUUCUUACAGCACCCCGCCUCAGCAGCCGCAACCCCCAGCGGCUAUGGCAUCUCGCCCGUCGGCCUCGGAGCGCAAGACAUCUAACAUCAUGUCAUUACUGAACGACGAUCCUCCGUCGGCUGCCGCAGCCGCCGCACCCACGCCCCCUCCUCAACCGAAGCGUCUCAACGACAUGACCCAAAUGAAGCCAUCACCGACGCCUCCUCCACAGAGCAUGUCAAGAGGCCCUGCUCCUCCGGCCCCGACCCCGCUGCGGCCAGAGCGGGAACCUCCUCAGGCAUAUCCCUAUGGUCGAAAUGCCCCGUCGGCGUCUGCAAUGCCUCCCCUGAAGCCGACAUACACGGCUUCGCCACAGGCACAGCAUAUGAGCGCGCCAAGAUCGGCUAUCGCAUCUCCGCAUGAUGCGGCGGCAGCAGUUGAGCGUGACUACUACCGGCAGUACCAACCUCAGGCGACGAACUCGCCUCAAAUUGCGCAGCCCUACCCGCCGCAAUCGCAACCUCCUAGGGAUGCUUAUCAGCCCCAGACUGGCUACUCCGGAUAUGGUGCCCCUGCCACUCACGCUGGCUCGCCACCUCCCCAAUACGCAGUUCAUCAGUCGGCCUCUAGGCGAGAGCCGCCACCCCCACAAAGCCGGGAAUCGGCAUGGCCUCCCGGGCCCCAGGGACACGCCAUGGGCCAGCCGCAACCACCACAGCAACAGUCCUCGUGGCCACCAGCGUCUCACGGGCCGCCGCCGAAACAGCCUCAACAAGCGCCACCUCCACAGAACUGGGCUUCGCCGCACAUGUCGACUCAGAAAGCACCUCCAGCGGGUCCGGCCGUUCCACAACAGUCUUGGGCCUCUGGUCCGCCUCAGCAGCAGCAACAGCAGCAGCAGCAGCAGCCGCCGCCGCCUCACCAUCACAUGUCGAUGCGCGACGAUAGAGGCGCGCCCAUGUAUAGCCAGAUUCCCCCUCAGCAUCAGCACGCGAUGCAAGGGAGAUACCCUCCGGUUUCACGAGCGCCAGAGCCGAUGCCACCUCAAGCGCAGCAGGCUUACCCGCCACGCUACGCAUCCACGCCCGCGCCUAGAGAUCCUCGGGACCAAAUGCCGCCGCGAAGCUACACGCCUGUAGGAUAUGACGCACGUGGCCCUCCUCCCGGACCCUACCCUCCGGACCCACGAGAGAUGCAAAUGCGCGACCCCAGGGAUCCGAGAGAUCCCCGGGAGAUACAACAGCAGGAGAUGCUCCAGCGCCAACUGCGCCCGCAUGACGGCUAUGGUAGACAGCCGGAUCGCUACGGCAGGUAG